Molecule: messenger RNA, 762 nt
Organism: Penicillium paradoxum
Lineage: Eukaryota; Fungi; Ascomycota; Eurotiomycetes; Eurotiales; Aspergillaceae
Exons: 5
Coding region: 1-762 (253 amino acids)
Source: RefSeq, a predicted model, not a curated record
AUGCCUCCAAAACGAAAACACACAGCUCAAGACGCCGAGGAGGAGGAUCCUAAGCGCUACGCUUAUCUGAAACCUCACAUCCGCCGCGUCCCAGAGAAGACCAUCAAGUCGAAAUGGGCUCCUUUGCCAGAACCCGUCCAGGAAAAGGUCCGGGACAUGUUUCACUCUCUCGAGCGACCGGUGAUCAUGCGGAAUCAGAACGAGCGCAAGCGCAUCGAGGCGCAGGGUGCAGUGCAAGCAGUUGUGCGAAAUUUGGGAAAACGACUCCCUCGAAUGCCAUUUCCGCCCAUAACGAAGGAAUCGAACUUUGACUAUGAAUCUGCCCUGAAUGAGCAUCGGUCUCUUGAAGCGCACCUAGCCACGAUGAAUGACAGCGUCGAUCUUCUGAAAGCCGAGAUUGCCAAAGAAGAGGCACUCCUGGCCAAGGAAACAAAGUCACUACAGGAAAUGGACAAGAAUGCCAAACGGGCCGAGGCUGAAAGGAAACGACAGACUAAGAAUGAACACCCCGUCCUCCGACAGCUGGAUGCGCUUCCGCAGAGCGAGGCCUCUCUGUCCUCGGAGUUCACGCUUCUGGGCUCGAAAGAUAGCCAAGUAACACUGGACGAGUUGAACGGCGACCCAGAGGUCCAAGGUCUCAUGAAGCAACUGCAUGGUCAUCUUCAAUCUAUGCAAAAUAAUACAGCUCCCUUCGUGGGACUUGGUGAUGCCAUCACUCGUUCACAAGCUGCGUUGGAUUUAUACUCAACGCCCAAUGAUUGA